Messenger RNA from Cajanus cajan (pigeon pea), 1233 nucleotides. The record is from RefSeq and is a predicted model, not a curated record. Lineage: Eukaryota; Viridiplantae; Streptophyta; Magnoliopsida; Fabales; Fabaceae.
AUGGUAAAGACAAGGAAUACUAAUUUUGAAGGGCAACAGUCUGAAGACGAGCAUCAGUCCGGGGCCGAGACGGUUGAGGAGACAAACUUGACCGAUAUGGUGCGCCAGAUGAAGGAAGAAAUGAUCGCCAUGAAACAACAGCGAGAGAGAGAUGCUGCCGAGAUGGCUGCAUUGAGAGAAGAGAAUGCUGCGCUGAAAAAUCAAUACCGGGAUCCCACAUGGAAACCAUCUGAGACAACUCACACACAGGGGUCGUUCCACUCGCAGGGCCCUCACUCUUCUCUUCCCCACACCUCCGUCGCCGCUCCAGCUGCGCAUGCUUCGGUCGGCCGACCGAUCCAGCCUUUGCCGGCCGGAGCACAUCGGCAUCCUUUUACCCCGAACAUCAUGCAGAUGGCACUCCUUGACCAUUGGAAGUCUUUGCCCUUAGACAAGUAUGAUGGCACUACCGAUCCAGACGAACACGUGGAUGUGUUCUUGACUCAAGUUACUCUAAGCACAAACGAUGAUGCUGCUCUAUGCCGAAUCUUCCCAACAUCCUUAAAGGGACGAGCACUGAGUUGGUUUACUCGGCUUCCGGCCAACUCGAUUGAUUCGUUCAGUACGUUGGCUUCCCAAUUCACAAUUCAAUUUGCUACCAGUCGGCCUCACCAAUUGACCUCGUUGGCACUAAUAAGCAUUCGUCAGGAGAAGAAGGAAUCCCUUCAGACAUUCAUGAGCCGAUUCAACAAAGCGGCGCUCGAAAUUCGAGACCUAAACCCUGUUGUAGCUCUACACCACCUUACUACUUCCUUGAAGCCAGGGCCUUUUGCCAACAACAUUUGUAAGAAACCCCCUACAGACAUGGAUGAUUUGCGUAGGCAAGCCGACAAAUACAUGCAGAUGGAGGAAUUGGCCGAGUUCCGGAACCAAGCCCGAGUAGAAGUGUCAGCAAAACCUGACAAGCUGGCAGAGCCGAGUUUUCGGAGUCGACCGAAAGAGUUGGUUCCCCGCGAGAAGCCCCCUCGAGGACCAAGGUACUCACAAUACACGCCCCUUAAUACUAGCCGGUCGGCAGUAUUAGAACAAGCACUGGCCUCGGAUAUACUGGUCAUCCCAAAACGAGCAUCAACCCCUCCUCGGGCCGAUACGACCAAGUCAUGCAGAUAUCAUCGCAACCGUGGACAUUCAACUGACGAUUGUUUGGCCUUGAAGGAUAAGAUUGAAGAUUUAGUCAAGCAGGGACAGCUGUAA